This is a messenger RNA of Hirundo rustica (Barn swallow), 1560 nucleotides long. RefSeq names its product plasminogen-like. The transcript has 12 exons. Gene Ontology annotation, biological process: proteolysis. Lineage: Eukaryota; Metazoa; Chordata; Aves; Passeriformes; Hirundinidae. Gene Ontology annotation, cellular component: extrinsic component of plasma membrane. Gene Ontology annotation, molecular function: endopeptidase activity; signaling receptor binding. The coding region runs from base 1 to 1560 and encodes 519 amino acids. The record is from RefSeq and is a predicted model, not a curated record.
AUGGGGAUUAGCAAGGCUGCCUUUCUCUUUCUUUUCUUGCUCAGCUCAGUGAAAGGAGAUAUACUGGAUGACUACAUAAGAACAGAUGGUGUUUGGGUACUUGUUCGAAACAAACAGUUUUACAAGACAAAUAGUGAAAAAGAAUGUGCAGAGAAAUGUGAAGCGGAAAGCAAUUUUACCUGCAGGGCUUUCCUAUUCACCAGGAAAAAGCUACAGUGUUUAACACUGGCUGAAAAUGCUAAAAUGACAGUGACAUUCCCCAGCACGGACACAGUUCUUUAUGAAAAAAGAAUUUACCUUAUGCAGUGUAAAAGAGGGAUUGGGACAGACUACAGAGGAACAGAAGCCAAGACUCAGAGAGGUAUUCCGUGCCAGAAGUGGGCAGAAAAAAUACCCCACAAACCAAAUUAUACACCUGAAAAACACCCUGAUGCAGGGCUGGAAGAAAAUUACUGCAGAAACCCUGAUGCAGAUGAAAGAGGACCCUGGUGUUACACAACAGAUCCUGCUAAGAGAUUUGAUUACUGUGCCAUCCCAGAGUGUGAGGACCAGGUCAUGCAUACUGGAGAAGGACCUACAGGGGAGUGCAUACAGUGUAAUGGCGAGGAUUACCACGGAGAAGUUUCUAGAACGGAGUCUGGACUUGAGUGCCAGCGCUGGGAUGCCCAAGAGCCUCAUAUGCAUGGAUUUAUCCUGAAACACUAUCCAGAGAAGGAUCUGAAGAUGAAUUAUUGCCGCAAUCCUGAUGGUGAACUUCGGCCCUGGUGUUUCACUACCAACCCGAAUAAACGCUGGGAAUAUUGCAACAUUCCUCGUUGCACUACACCCCCACCAGUCUCUGGCCUAGACUCCCAGUGUCUUUCAGGGAAAGGUGAAGACUAUCGAGGAAGGAUAGCCAUCACCGAAUCGGGAAACGCCUGUCAACACUGGAAGACACAGGUCCCUCACAAACAUGGCUGGAUUCCUGACAGAUAUCCCUGCAAGGGCUUACAGGAAAACUACUGUAGAAACCCUGACGGAGAGAAGAAGCCUUGGUGCUACACCACCAACAGCAGCAUUAGAUGGGAAUAUUGCAAAAUUCCUCCCUGUGACAGGACAGAACAAGGGAUUGCUGAUGUGCCUGCACAAAUUUCACGACCAGAGGAGUGCUACCGAGACAAAGGCCAGAGUUACCGUGGCACAACUUCUGUCACUGCAUCGGGAAAGAAGUGCCAGGCCUGGAGCUCCAUGUUCCCACACAGCCAUAUAAAAACCCCAGACAGAUUCCCAGACGCGGAUUUGAGGGAAAACUAUUGUAGAAACCCAGAUGGUGACAGCAGCCCAUGGUGUUUCACCACUGACCCCAACACAAUAUGGGAGUACUGCAGUCUCAAGAGGUGUGAUGAUCAUACCCAAGAGCCUGCUGAAGUUGGAGGACCUCUGAUCUGCCAAGAGAAGGACGGAUUUGUCCAAUAUGGAGUCACCUCUUGGGCACUGGACUGUGCCCAGUCCUCAAAGCCUGGUUUUGUCUGGAUUCCUGGUUUUGUUUCUUGGAUCGAGAAUGCAGUGCCUUCCCAAUGA